Molecule: messenger RNA, 988 nt
Organism: Sinocyclocheilus grahami
Lineage: Eukaryota; Metazoa; Chordata; Actinopteri; Cypriniformes; Cyprinidae
Product: PAXIP1-associated glutamate-rich protein 1-like
Exons: 4
Coding region: 95-757 (220 amino acids)
Biological process (GO): positive regulation of intracellular estrogen receptor signaling pathway; positive regulation of cell cycle G1/S phase transition
Cellular component (GO): MLL3/4 complex
Molecular function (GO): nuclear estrogen receptor binding
Source: RefSeq, a predicted model, not a curated record
GUCAGACCUGCUCGUUAGAAGGGUGCCAAUACUUUUGUCCAUGUAGUGUGUGUAGAAGUCAGCCGUUUGAGCUGUGCUCCCCGCAGGAGAGGCGAUGCAGGAGGCGCUGGGAGUCCGUGAGGAGGAGAAAACUGCGGGAAAACUGGAAGAAAAGGAGCCAGAAAGAAGCGAGGAGAUGCAUGAAGAUGCUACAGCAGAGGACGACACAAAAGCGGAGGAGGACGGAGAGAUGAGCGGAGACUGGGAGAUCCCGUACAGUGACGAGGAGAUGGAGGAGCCCAGGAGCUGGAUGCCUCCGCCCCACGAGAUCAAGCGGCUCUACCAGAUCCUGGCUAAAGGAGAACCGCUGGAGCUGAAGUGGGAGCCGCUUCCACGCCGACCUCCGACCCCUGCACGCACGCCCUCGCCUGAGAGAGACGGAGACGCCUCGCAGGAGCCGCAGGAGGACCAGCGCAAGGCUCUCAGUCCAACUGAAUUUGAUUUCGACGAGGAACAGACGACGACUCCCAAGAACUCUUUUCUGAGCCGCCGCAGGACUCCAGGAUCCUCGGCUCGCUCCGCGGUCAGGCGCGAGGCCCGGCUGGACAAGGUGCUGGCGGACAUGAAGCGGCACAGGAGGAUGGGGGAGCAGAUUCUGCGGCCGGGGCGAGAUCCGUUCAAGAGCGCUGGCGCGGAGAAGCCCUCAUCACCCGAGAGCCAGCGCGAGCGAGACCGGGACCCCAGCACCGUCUUCAGUCCCCGGCAGAGGAGAUACUGACCAGCACACCCCAAAUCAUCACUGUUCAUUUCACAUCAGACACUGAUAUACUGAUGCCCUCUUUUUUAUUCCGGUGUUUUUCUAUGUGAAUAAAUAAGUGUAUUGUCUAGCUGCUGGUUCCUGCUGUUUUAUAAAUGAUACUAAGCUCUUCAGAAUUGUAGGAAAAGUUUCAUGUGAUUAUAAUAAAACCAACUGAACCCUAAAAGGGGCGAUGUAUCCUGGGGGAGCUGU